GCCAUGGUGAUGCACGCGACGUUCGGGCUCGACCAUUAUCCCAACUACCUGCAGCGAUGGCAGAUGAGCGACAUCGAGGAGUUGGAGAUGAAGCUGCGAGCUCAGCUCGACAAGGUGGUGGAGGAGAAGGAGAAGCUGCGGCAAAAGUUGCUCUCCUCUUCCUCUUUCCUUUGCAGGCUUGCAACGGCCCCAGCCCCACAGGACAUUUGGGACAAGCGAUUCUUGGAGCUGAUCGACGGGGAUGGGAAACUGCGACUUGGGAAGCUGAAUAAAAUCUUGAGCGAGGAGGCGGACGGAGUCUACUCGUUUCCUCUCCUCCAGCCUUCGCUCUGCCAACAGAUCGUCUCGUGCGCCAACGACUUUGCUGCCUUCACGCGCCAGGAGAAACUGGAGGGCAAGUUCGACAGCGAGAGACCAGCCGUACUAGACAUGAUGAAGCUUGGGUGGAUCAACGAUAUGCUCCUGAGGCAAGUUGUCUCUCCGCUGGCAGAAGCUCUAUUCGAGGACGAGCUGGAAGGCGAGACUCUUGACUGGAGGCACGGCUACAUCGUGGGAUACGCUCCCAAGGACCCAGGACAAGCAGGGACUGAAUUCCGUCCGAGGAGGAACCACCUUGUGUCGCAUACCGACGACUCGGAGAUCACCCUCAACGUCUGUCUUCAGAGCGACUACCAAGGAGGAGAGCUCGUCUUCCAUGGCCGCCGUGGCUCAGGCGAGGAGCUGAAAACCCUCGGGUCCUUCAAGGCUCCCGCACCGGGUUGGGCUGUGCUGCACGUCGGACGGCAGCUGCACGAGGUGCUUCCUGUGACCGGCGGCAAGCGGUACGGCCUGAUCCUGUGGACGCGGAGCAUGCGAGGCAUGAGGAGUGGCGUCUGCCCGUGCUGCUGGUUGAACCGACGCCACCCAACGAGCGCCGCAUGUGUGUGUGGGCCGCAAUGGAAC
Guillardia theta CCMP2712 is the source of this 942-nucleotide messenger RNA. RefSeq lists its product as hypothetical. The record is from RefSeq and is a predicted model, not a curated record. The annotation marks the transcript as partial. Gene Ontology annotation, molecular function: L-ascorbic acid binding; oxidoreductase activity, acting on paired donors, with incorporation or reduction of molecular oxygen; iron ion binding. NCBI's taxonomy places the organism in Eukaryota, Cryptophyceae, Pyrenomonadales, Geminigeraceae. The transcript has 7 exons.